Molecule: messenger RNA, 725 nt
Organism: Dipodomys ordii (Ord's kangaroo rat)
Lineage: Eukaryota; Metazoa; Chordata; Mammalia; Rodentia; Heteromyidae
Product: CMRF35-like molecule
Exons: 3
Cellular component (GO): plasma membrane
Molecular function (GO): transmembrane signaling receptor activity
Source: RefSeq, a predicted model, not a curated record
AUGAGCCUCAGGAACAGAGCUGAAAGAAGCCCUAAAGGAAAUAGCCAGGAGAAAAAGCAGAAGUUGGAGGCCUGGGGACUGGCCCAACCCAGAGGGGCCCCAGGUCCACCAUUGUCUUGGCGUGGCAGCCCUGAAGGGGGAAAAAUGAGCCCUUGGGCCCUGGCUGUGUGGCUGCCUUUGAAUCUGCUGCUUCUCUGGCUCCCAGGCUGCUGUCUUCUGAGAGGCCCCAGCAGAGUGACAGGCACCCAGGGUGGAUCCCUGAGCCUGCAGUGCUGGUAUGAGGAGAAAUACAAGACAUAUAACAAAUACUGGUGCAGAAGCUCAAGUGUGCUAGGACGAUGUGAGAAUACUGUGAAGACCAAAGACUCAGAGAGAGAAGUGAGCAGAGGCAGAAUGUCCAUCAGUGACCAUCCUGAGAACCUCACCUUCACUGUGACCUUCAAGAACCUCUCUCUGGAGGACUCAGGCUCUUACUGGUGUGGGAUUCACAUACCCUGGCAUGAAGGACCGGAUGACUCCUUCCUGGUUUCGGUGUCUGUGCUCCCAUAUGAGCCCCCCUCCUACCAGCCCGGGGGCUGCCACAGAAACUCAGUAACAACACCAGUAGCCAAGACCUCAACAACCACAACCAGAGCUCCUACUGUGCCACCCACCAGCCCAGCCGAAAACCGUCCUACCCAAGGAUCAAGCAGCCAGGGGAAUAACCACAAGGGCCAGGGCCCAUG